AUGGCAUCGAUGCCACGAUCUGUGCUCCGCGACAUGCUUGUCACACGAUACAUUCCGAACACGGAAGAAGUGGAACGCGAAGAGCUGGAAACAGUGCGCGCUGGUUGCUCGGUGGUCCAGCCGAAACGCGCAUUGCACAACGAGGACCUCAUCGAAGGGAAUGGAGAAGAUGUGGAGCUCGUCGAAGAUGAGAACUAUCAGUCUGUGCACCGAAUUGACGAGACACCAAAACUAAUCAUCAAACGACAACCAAUAAUCCGAGAUGAAGCUGCUAAGGUGCUCAAUAUCCUACAGAAAACACCAGUUGAAACAUUGCGCACUGAGAAGCACGACUAUUUCAUGACACGUUGGUUCCAUACUUCGCGCGACUCGGAGAAAGAACUUGUCGAAUACGUUCUGCUUCAUCCUAACUGUCGGCCAUACUUCUUUGCGAUGCAGUGCCGACAACUCGCUAUUGAUGAUCUUCCGGAGCUUAUUCUGAAAUCACUCCUAUCCGAGCCAAAAGAAACCGGCCAGAGCCUCGCGAGAUUCGCGAUACGGACGACGACUGUGAUGCCGUUCCACGUUCUGUACGAACUGUUGGAGAACAUGGUGGUGCAGAAUGAAGGGUUCCAGAUAUCCGAUGAGAUAAUCACCGCAUCGAUAACUCCACCCGGUGGUAACAGAAAAACCACUCGCCGCCUCCAAACGAGAAACUGCAAAGAAUACGGAGAAUUAGAGCCAGUUCUUGACGAGCACGGCGACCUGGUUGCUUCGUCGGCUUCAAUUACAUGCUCUGUGGAACGAAAACGCCAUGUGCAAGUGCAAAUCACAUAUGUGAACAAUUCGAGCUCGAGAGGUUCCAGAAUCAAAUUUAUCGAAUUGGAACAGACGGUCAGAUGCAUGAAUCGGAGAGUGCUCAUCGUGGAAGAGCCAGUUGAAUUAGUCGAAUUUGAAGUCGAGAAAGAUAUGAUUCCCCUGAAAGACGGGGUCCCGCCAGUGGAAGAUCUCAUUUCAUACCUCCGGUCUUUCGAUGAGUACCAGUAUAGUGAUUAA
Messenger RNA from Caenorhabditis briggsae, 1035 nucleotides. The record is from RefSeq and is a predicted model, not a curated record. Lineage: Eukaryota; Metazoa; Nematoda; Chromadorea; Rhabditida; Rhabditidae. The transcript is spliced from 4 exons. Bases 1 to 1035 code for a protein of 344 amino acids.